AUGGGACGAUACGAAUUCACGGGUCCUAGCGACUCCAGCGACCACGACUGGGAGGGUGGACUGGAAGGAGCUCGCCUCUACCUUGGGGGCGCUGGGCUCUACGUAGCUUUAUUCCUGACAGGGCUGGAGACAACGAUCAUUGGUACCACGCUUGUUUCCAUCACGGAUGACCUACAAGGUUUUGGGAAAAGCAGCUGGAUCAUCACAUCAUACCUUCUAACAUAUGCUGGCUUCCUCAUGCUUUGGUCCAAAGCUGGUGACAGAUGGGGAGUGCGGCCCACGUUGCUCACUUCUGUCGCUCUCUUCACCGCGUUUUCUGGUGGUUGUGGUGGUGCACAGAGCCUGUCCCAAUUAAUCAUUUGCCGGGCCUUCCAAGGCAUGGGCGCAGCCGGGAUAUACGGUUUGGUCAUAUUCUCUUUGAUCCGAAUGGUGCCGAAGAAAGAUUAUGCCACCGUCACCGGUGUGUCUGGGAUUGUGGCCUCGUUGGGAUUGGUCAUGGGCCCCUUGUUCGGGGGUGCAAUCACACAACAUGGGGACUGGCGCUGGGUAUUUCUCCUAAAUGUCCCAGCCGGUGCCUUAUCUUGGGGAUUGAUCUAUUUCUCCCUGCCGUCAGGCUUCCCAGACCCACCGGGAACUGAGAGUCCGGCACUAGGGCCCUCCUCGUUCUGGACCCGGCAGGGUGUGUUACUUCGCCAAAUUGACUUUGUUGGGGCGUUCCUCGUGCUUGGCACGUCCGUUUUCAUGGUUGCCGCAUUGCAAGAAGGUGACUAUGAUUUUGGCUGGGAUUCCAGCGCGGUAAUCAUUUUCUUCGUGCUUUCAGGGCUCUGCUUCCCUCUCUUCCUGUGGUGGCAGUGGUUCCUCAGUCGAUGGGAUCUUGCCAGCCAGCCAAUCUUGCCCUGGCGACUGCUUGUCAAUCGCCUUUUCGUGGGAGCGAUCCUUGGGUCUCUAACCACGGGCGCAAGCCUGACGGUAAGCGUUGUUGAGAUCCCACAACGGUUCCAGGUUGUCAAUAGCAGCUCACCUCUCGGAGCCGGGGUAAAACUCCUUGCCUUCGCCGUCAGUGUCCCUGCCGGCAUGAUGUUCUGCUCUAUCGUGGCCGGUCGAUAUCCACUGCCCCUUGUCUACCUUGGAAUCGCCGGUAUUUGUUUGCAAGUCGUAGGGGCUUUCCUCUAUUCGAGCAUACCUUCCGAGACGCAGAUAUGGCGUGGUCAGUUCGCCUACCUCGUCCUGGCGGGGUUUGGUAAUGGUCUGGCGUUCGGUACAUUUUAUUCUAUGCUGCCACUGGUCGUGACAAUGGCGGAUCAGUCCAUUAGUAUAGGGACGGGAUUUCAGCUACGCAUGCUUGGCGGUGCUCUUGGGAUCGCGGCGGCGACGGCCCUUCUACACAGCUAUACUCGAAGUCACCUUGCAUCAUUUCUCCCCGCCAACGAGGUGGAUGCACUUGCCAUAUCCAGUCAGAUAAUUGAUACCCUGACCCCUGAGAUGCAGGUGCGGGUGCGAGAGCUCUACGCCGAAGCGUAUAGCGAGCAGAUGAAGCUGGUAGGGGGCUUCUCGGCCGCUCAAGUUCUCGCCGUGGGGCUGGUGUGGAAGCGGAACAAUGUGCGUAUUGUCAAAUGA
This is a messenger RNA of Aspergillus welwitschiae, 1617 nucleotides long. RefSeq names its product MFS general substrate transporter. The coding region runs from base 1 to 1617 and encodes 538 amino acids. The record is from RefSeq and is a predicted model, not a curated record. Gene Ontology annotation, biological process: transmembrane transport. The transcript is spliced from 6 exons. Gene Ontology annotation, molecular function: transmembrane transporter activity. Lineage: Eukaryota; Fungi; Ascomycota; Eurotiomycetes; Eurotiales; Aspergillaceae.